UGUUUGACAUAAAUAAUCAAUCAGUUCGUCUAUAUAAACAAGUGUACUUAUAUAUUUUUUAUAUAAAAACGUAGCUAUUGUAUAAGUUAGAUUGUAGAUUUUGAUUGAGAAAUGGGAGAGCCGAUGCCAAGGAACGUGCGGUCGGUGAAGAGCCGACUUGACACGAUCAACCAGACGGAGGAGUCCGCGCUCAAGAGGAUGUCGACGAUGAACAAGGUGCAGUCGCACUUCCUGGUACCCUCGGAGAAGCUGGACAAGGUGACGCGGCGGGUGAUCGCGCCCUACGCGCAGAUCGAGCGCAAGGGGGUCAAGGAGGAAGAGGCGCGCGACUCCUACCUCGACAUCUCCCGCUUCCAAGUCUUCCUCGAGGACUCCGUCGACCUGCAGGCGCUGCUCUGCGACACCGCCGCCGUCCUCAAGACCAUCACCGACAGCUCUGGUCAUCAUCACAUCACACACAACAACUUUAUACCUACACACCAUUCCCACAAAAAUAAUGGCUCUUACAAUUUGUCCAACUUUGCAGGCGUAUUUGUGUACAUCGUGGACAAGCUCAAGAAUGAGAUCGUUCUAAUGACGAAGAACAUAAAGAAUCCGGAGCGACACGAGGUCAACAUACCCAUCGAGGAGGGGAAGGUCGCGGCGGCGCACGUGGCGGCCACCAAGCGCCAUCUUGUGCUGGCCGAUGUGCAGCGCGACCGCCGCUUCGCACAAGGUCUGCGCUGGGUGGACGCCAAGACGGCAAUGUGUGUGCCCGUGCUCAAGCCCGACGGCGACUGCUACGCAGUGCUCGAGCUCUACAGGACCCUCGCCGAACCCUACGAUGACCGCGCGGUGUACAGCUGCGCUAGUGUGGCGUGGUGGGCAGGCGCGGCGGCGCACCAGGCGGGCGCGCGCGCAACGCUGCAGCGCGCCGCACACCUCGACCUCGAGCUGCGCGCGCUGCUGCACGACUACUUCUGCGAGCGCGCCGCCCUCGACACCAUGCUCACCGACAUGCUCGCGAUCGUGAAGUCGUUCAUCGGCGCGAUGCGCAGCAGCUUUUUGAUCGUGGACCGGCAGCACAUGGAGCAGCAGCUGGUGGCCGACGUGUGGGAGGACGGCUGGCAGUCGGAGCGCACCGCACUGCCCAAGAAGAAGGCCAAGGUCAAUUUAAGCGUGGAGCAGAGCCCAGCAGGCCUGGUGGCGCGCACCGGGGCUCCCCUCAACCUGCACGACGCCUUUCGUGACCCGCGCUUCUUGCGCGAUAUCGACCCCGCCACGGGCAUGGUAGUGCGCUCCUCGCUCACAUACCCCAUCAAGGACAAGAAAGGCGUUAUAGGCGUGGUGCAGCUUGCCAACAAGGGUUCGGGGCGACCAUUCGACGCGGAGGACGAGCAGAUCUUCCAGGUGUUCGUGGACCACUGCGCGCUCAUCGUCCACUUCUACCACAUGCAGCAGAGCAAGCUCUAUCACGAGAACCUGAACCGCGUGUAUUCGGAGCUGCUGGGGCUGCACCUGCGACCUUGCGGACACGACCUCGAGGAGCUGGAGACCAACAGCGCCAUCGUGCCGCCCUUUAACUUUAAAUCCUUCAACUACCACAUAAGCGAGGGCAGCCGCGAGGAGAUGCCGGCGCUGGUCUGCCUCAUGUACUCCGAGACGUUCGCCGCGCACAAACUGGAGCGCCGGAGGUUGGCGGACUUCGUGCUCACCGUCCUGGCCUGCUACCGGCCCAAUCCCUACCACAACGCCGAGCACGCCUUCUGCUUCACCCACACCAUGUACCUCAUCCUGCGCGAGAACCCCGGAUACUUUAGCUUCGUCGAGACGGCGGCGCUGAUGCUAGCGGGCCUGUGCCACGAUCUGGACCACCCCGGCUACAAUAACAACUUCCUCAAGCUUUGCAAGCACCCGCUCGCCCACAUGUACACCAGCUCGCAGCUCGAGCACCAUCACUAUUUCCUCGCCACAAAGAUUAUUGAGGACAAGAAGCUGCUGGGCAAACUGGAGGCGACCGAGCGCGAGGCGGUGCUGGAGGAGAUGCGCUACGACAUCCUCUGCACCGACCUGGCCGUGUACUUCGCCCUGCGCGCGCAGCUCGCGCCGCUCGUGGCCGACCGCGCCUUCAGCUGGGCCGACACCGCGCACCGCCGGCUGCUCAAGGGUAUUCUGAUGACGACGAGCGACCUGUCCGGCUGCUGCAAGCCGUUCGGCGUGGCCAAGGCGAUCACCGAGUCCAUUUACGAGGAGUUUUACAAUCAGGGCGACCGCGAGCGCGCCAUGGGGUACACGCCGCUCAGCAUGAUGGACCGCAAGCGGCGCGUCAACCAGCCCGCCGAGCAGAUCCAGUUCCUCUCGGUGGUGGUGCUGCCCUGCCUCAUGCUGCUCACCAACAUCUUCCCCAACACCAGCCCGCUCAUGGAUAACUGCAGGGAGACGCAGGAGGGCUGGCACGAGGAGAUAGAGAUGCGCGGCAUGCGGCUGUGGCGGCAGGAGGACUCCACGCCGCCCAGCAGGAGCCGCGUCUUGCUCAAGGAGGACAACAACUAGCCCACCUCUUACUCCGCUCCGCUCCGAGCGAUAGUCUAUUAUCUUGAAGUAAAAUGAUCGAUCAAUAAAUCAAUACAUUCACCAGGAAUAAUGUGUUCAAAACUAAUUAAUAAAAUAUCAUUUCAUAUUUCUAAUAAAUAAUAUAUUAUAUUUA
Messenger RNA from Papilio xuthus (Asian swallowtail), 2686 nucleotides. Its product is annotated as cAMP and cAMP-inhibited cGMP 3',5'-cyclic phosphodiesterase 10A. Gene Ontology annotation, biological process: signal transduction. Lineage: Eukaryota; Metazoa; Arthropoda; Insecta; Lepidoptera; Papilionidae. Gene Ontology annotation, molecular function: 3',5'-cyclic-nucleotide phosphodiesterase activity; protein binding. The record is from RefSeq and is a predicted model, not a curated record. The coding region runs from base 112 to 2532 and encodes 806 amino acids. The transcript has 13 exons.